AUGGAGAGAGCUUGUUUCCUAUUCCCCAUUUUUAUGGCAAUUCUCAUGGUACAUUUUUACAAGGCAAGCCUAGUUAUUGCAAGUGUUCCCAACGUUACUACCGAUCAGUCUGCUCUUCUUGCUUUAAAAACUCAAAUUUCUUAUGAUCCUCGCAAUAUUUUGACAAACUGGUCCGCUGGCACGUCUGUUUGCAGUUGGAUCGGUAUCACUUGUGGUUUACGUCAUCAUCGAGUCACGGCCUUGAACCUUUCUUACAUGGGUCUCAUAGGCACCAUUCCUCCACACAUGGGGAACCUCUCAUUUUUAGUUAGCCUAAGCGUAAAAAAUAACAGUUUUCAUGGCUCUAUGCCCAACGAGUUGGCUCGUCUUUACCGGUUGCGACACUUAUCUAUUGAAUUCAAUGAUUUCAAAGGAGAAAUCCCAUCAUGGAUGGGGCUAUUAUCCAAACUUCAAUAUUUGUCUCUAAGCGGUAACAGUUUCACAGGUAGUAUUCCACCAUCUCUAUCUAACAUAUCUUCAUUGGAAAUAAUAAGUAUUGAAUAUAACAUUCUUUCAGGCUCCAUUCCUUCUUCCAUCUUCAACAUAUCCACUUUGCAAGGAAUUUAUCUAAGAGAGAACAAGCUUUCUGGUUCGGUGCCCUCCAUUAUCUUCAAUAUGUCUUCAGUACUGGAAGUCAUAGAUCUUCACACUAACGAGUUGUCUGGUGAACUUCCAGAAGAUAUGUUUAAUCAUCUUCCCAAAUUACAACGGCUUGAUGUGUCUUAUAAUCAGUUUCAUGGAAAAAUUCCAUCCACUUUGUUCAAGUGCAAACAAUUGCAAUAUUUAUCACUAUGGGAUAAUAGUUUUACGGGGGGAGUACCUUCGAAAAUUGGGAACUUAACCAUGCUUACUAAGCUAUACCUUGGCUAUAACAACUUUGAAGGUACUAUCCCAUCUACUUUGUUUAAGUGCAAACAACUACAAAUUCUGUCAUUGCCAGUUAAUAGAUUCACAGGAAGUGUACCUUCUGAAAUUGGGGACUUAAUCAUGCUCACAGAAUUAUACCUUUUCGAUAAUAGCAUUGGAGGUGCAAUACCAAAUGAGAUUGGUAAUCUACAAAACCUUGAGAUCUUUUAUAUCGGUAUCAACAACUUCAAUGGUUCAAUUCCAUUUGAAAUCUUUAAUAUCUCAACAAUGAGAGUAAUUGGUAUGCCUUUCAAUAACCUCUCAGGCCAUCUUCCAUCAAAUGCAGGCCUCUUCCUCCCAAAUCUUCAGCAACUUUUUCUUGCAGUUAACAAACUGAGUGGAACAAUACCUAGCUCUAUCUCCAAUGCUUCGAAACUCACUCUAUUAGAUCUAGGAAACAACUCAUUCUCAGGCUUAAUUCCUGAACCACUCGGUAAUUUAAGGCUCCUCGAGUGGCUCGUCCUAGCAGGAAAUAAUUUGACCAUUGAAUCAUCUACUCUAGAAUUUAACUUUUUCUCUUCUUUGUUGAAUUUGGCAUAUCUAAAUAUUUUAGACUUGUCAGAUAAUCCAUUGAAUGGCGUCCUUCCUAGUUCCAUUGGAAAUCUCUCCACUUCUCUUCAAGAACUUUACAUAGGUAAUUGCAAUAUUAAGGGCAUCAUUCCAAGAGAUAUAGGAAAUAUGAGCAACUUGAUGACUUUGGCUUUAGAUCUCAAUAAAUUGGAUGGACCUAUUCCAACUACAAUGGGAAGAUUGCACAAGCUUCAAGCUCUCGAUCUUUUUAAUAAUAGACUAGAAGGUCCCAUCCCAUCCGAUCUUUGUCAUUUAGAGAGCUUGUUCAAUUUGGAUUUAAGUAGUAAUGAGCUUUCUGGACCUAUUCCUACAUGUGUAAAUAGUCUCACAUCUCUAAGAUAUCUUCACUUAGACUUCAACCAAUUAACUUCCACGAUUCCCUUGAGCUUGUGGAGCCUUACAUAUAUCUUGGAGGUCCAACUCUCAUCAAAUUAUCUAAGUGGCCCUCUCUCAUUAGAGAUUGGAAAUUUGAAGGUCUUGACAGUAUUAGAGUUAUCAAGAAAUCAACUAUUUGGUCAUAUCCCAGCAACAAUUGGUGGCCUCAAAAAUCUAGCUAAUCUCUCCUUGGCGAACAAUAAAUUCAAAGGCUCAAUUCCUGAAUCAUUUGGUGAACUAGUAAGCUUGGAAUUCUUGGAUCUUUCUAGUAACAAUUUAUUUGGAGAGAUUCCCACUUCCUUAGAAGCGCUUUCGUAUCUCAAAUAUCUAAAUGUCUCUUCCAAUAGACUGGGGGGAAAAAUUCCUGUAGGAGGACCAUUUGUACACUUCUUCGCUGCAUCAUUUAUGUCAAAUGAUGGACUUUGUGGUGCUCCCCGAUUUCAAGUUCCCCCAUGUAAAGAAGGUGUUUCUCGACCCAAAAAGACUGCAGCAGUACAUAUACUAAAGUAUGUAUUACCAACAAUUGGAUUAAUAAUGCUUGUAGUUGCUCUUGUAUUAGCAUGGACAAGAUGCAGAAAAAGGAAUGCAAAACUUCCAAUGGAGGCAAACUUGUUUCCACUAGCAACAUGGAGAAGAAUUUCACAACAAGAACUUUUACAAGCAACAAAUGGGUUCAGUGCAAGCAACUUACUUGGUAAAGGGAGCUUUGGAUCAGUAUACCAAGGGACACUCUCAGAUGGAAUGGUUGUUGCUAUAAAAGUUUUCAACUUGGAAAUAGAAGGGACAUUCAAGAGUUUUGAUACCGAGUGUGGGGUACUAUGUAAUAUUCGUCAUCGGAAUAUUCUCAAAAUCAUCACCACUUGUAGUAAUAUGGACUUCAAAGCUUUUAUAUUUGAAUACAUGCCUAAUGGGAACCUAGACAAGUGGUUGUAUUCUCAAGACUGCUCUUUGAGUAUCUUACAAAGACUAGAUAUAAUGAUUGAUGUCAUCUCAGCACUGGAAUACCUUCAUUAUGGCUAUUCAACACCUAUUGUUCAUUGUGAUUUGAAGCCGAGUAAUAUCUUAUUAGAUGAAGAUAUGGUAGCACAUGUUGCUGAUUUUGGCAUUGCCAAGUUGUUAGGUGAUGGGGAUUCUAUGAUGCAGACCAUGACUCUUGCUACUAUUGGGUAUAUGGCACCAGAGUAUGGAUCAGAAGGGGUUGUCUCUACAAGAGGUGAUGUGUACAGUUAUGGUAUUUUGCUGAUGGAAACUUUCACAAGAAAGAAACCUACAAAUAACAUUUUUGCUGGAGAAAUGAGCUUGAAGCGUUGGGUAGAGGAAUCAUUACCCCAUUCAGUAACUAAUGUUGUUGAUGCCUAUUUGUUAAGAACAGAAAGAGAUUAUGCUUCUAUGGAGAAUUGUAUGUCAUCCAUAAUGGGAUUGGCUUUGCAGUGUUGUGCUGAGUUACCUGAACAGAGGAUUAAGGCAAACAAUAUUUCAAUCAUACUCAACAAAAUUAAAUUGAAGUUUCUGCACAAUACGGAAGGAAGCUAA
This is a messenger RNA of Corylus avellana, 3423 nucleotides long. RefSeq lists its product as uncharacterized. The record is from RefSeq and is a predicted model, not a curated record. Gene Ontology annotation, biological process: protein phosphorylation. Gene Ontology annotation, molecular function: protein binding; ATP binding; protein kinase activity. Lineage: Eukaryota; Viridiplantae; Streptophyta; Magnoliopsida; Fagales; Betulaceae.